Arvicanthis niloticus (Nile rat) is the source of this 783-nucleotide messenger RNA. The record is from RefSeq and is a predicted model, not a curated record. Lineage: Eukaryota; Metazoa; Chordata; Mammalia; Rodentia; Muridae.
AUGGCUUCAGAAAUCACUUAUGCAGAAGUGAAGUUCAAGAAUGAAUCCAACUCCUCACACAACUACUCAGAAUCUCCUGCAGCUCCCAGAGAGAAACGUAUCCACCAUCUAAGUAAGCCUGGUUCCCCCUCGCUGCCUUUUACAUCCCUGCUGGUACUUUUCCUGCUGCUGUCAAUCACAUUCCUAGUUGCUUUUAUCAUUUAUUUUCAAAAGUACUCUCAACUUCUUGAAGAAAAAAAAGCUAUAAAAAGUAUAACUCACAAUGAAUUGAAUUGUACAAAAAUUUUUUCGCCCAUGGAAGCCCCUCCCUUUCAAAAAGGGGCUCUAACAUUAUUGAUAAUAGAGGUAGACAUGAAUUUCUUGGCACCUGAAGACAAAGUCUGGAGCUGUUGCCCAAAGGACUGGAAGGCAUUGGGUUCCCACUGCUACUUCAUGUCGACCAACAAGGCAUCUUGGAACAAGAGUAAGGAGAACUGCUCCCACAGGGGUGCUCAUCUGGUGGUGAUCCACAGCCAGGAACAGGAGGAUUUCAUCACCGGAAUCCUGAAACCACGUGAUGCUUAUUUUAUAGGACUUUCAGAUCCAGGUCAUCGACAAUGGCAAUGGGUUGAUCAGACGCCAUACAAUGAGAGUGCCACAUUCUGGCAUAGAGGUGAGCCCAGCAGUGACAACGAACAAUGUGUUAUAAUAAAUCAUCGUAUAGGUACUGGAUGGGGCUGGAAUGAUAUCCUUUGCAGUGUUGAACAACCAUCAGUUUGUCAGAUGAAGAAAAUAUACUUAUGA